Molecule: messenger RNA, 747 nt
Organism: Microthlaspi erraticum
Lineage: Eukaryota; Viridiplantae; Streptophyta; Magnoliopsida; Brassicales; Brassicaceae
Source: the annotation of a GenBank genome assembly
AUGAGUUCCUCAGACAUCUCGGUAAUCUCGAAACAGAUGGAAUCAAUUUCGAUGACGACACACCGUGUUCUCCGUCGUAAAAAGAAACUUCCUCCAGCUAGAUAUUCUCCUUACAACGACACCAACACCACAUGCACUGCUUCAACCAAGGAGAAGCAGAAAGAGGAGGUUGUGCGACUAGGAGUUGAGCUCUCGAUCUUUGUAGCUGAAACACUGUUCGUAUUAUCUGAUGACAUACGAUAUAUGUUAGCGUUCUGUUGUUUCGUAUUCAAGUAUGCAGGGAACAGAUCUUUCAACGGUCCGGUGAUCGGAAGGGUGUUUCGAGUUAUGGAAUAUGUGAUUGAAACAUAUAUCAAACCCAAGAAUGGACUUGGAGUCUAUCAUCAGGAUGGUACCAAACUGCCGCCAUGGGAACAGUACCCCCAUGUUUCUUUUGGAACGAGAGGUUUGGAUCGCAUUGUUUCGAUUCUUAAAAAAGGUGGCGUUGUGGAAUCAUCUAUUUUGGUAAACUAUAAGCAACAGCUGAAGAAGAGUGAAGCGAAGUUGAGGUCUGUCAAGGAUGUUUCAGAGGCGAAUGGGUUUGCGAGGGAAGCGAUAGAGUCCCACAUUGUACAUUUGUGGAAGUCUCUCUUUGAAACAGCACCUGAAGUGAUAAGUACGACAAGAUUUCUUGACUUGUUUGGGCUUGUCUUCAACGAAGGAAAACAGAUUGAUUGCUGUCGCCGUCUUUCUUCUUUAGGCAUAUGA